Molecule: messenger RNA, 459 nt
Organism: Dibothriocephalus latus
Lineage: Eukaryota; Metazoa; Platyhelminthes; Cestoda; Diphyllobothriidea; Diphyllobothriidae
Source: the annotation of a GenBank genome assembly
AUGGACGACCUGCUUAUGGUGCCAUCAGAAGUUAACGUGGAAACGACCUCCACAACGGGCGUCUUUGCGCAGACCACAUUUCUCCAAGUGGCCACUGCCAUAACGACCGGACUUGCAAAACCCCAGUCCUCUACAGACGCCACGCACACGUGGUUGGACAACCUGACUGAACAGGAGCUGCUUGCACUGCUUUCCUUUGAGCGCACGAACGUGCAGAAGUCUGUGCGCCCAUUGCAUUCACGCAUCCUACAGCUCAUCCAUUCAGUGAAAGGACAGAAUAGUGAGAUGGCCUCCUCGAAGCAACGCCUGAAGGAUGAGCGGAAACGCGAGAGACGCGAGAAGCGCCGCGCCAGAGCGGAAAAACAGGCCGCUCGCAAGCAGGCAGCUGACGACGGCGACGAUGAGGGCGGCGCUGAGAGCAGCUCCGAGCCAAAAAAGGUGAAACAGCCACGGUCGCAU